AUGAGAUAUCUCAGAUCGCAUGGUCCGUUCAAUUUGCAAUUAAUGAACAACAGUAUUGGUAACACACUAUUCGCGAAUUCAUUAUUUGCUGCUCCUAAUAGAUUUAAAUUUCCUAAUGCUGGUAACACUAGCAAUAGUAAUGAGAAGCCAUGCUCAAUCAAUGUUACAGAUAUGCUCAAUAUAAACAAGGUUAAAAUACUGUCAAAUUUUGAUGAUUACUCUUUGAAUAAUGAAACAAGCAACGAUAUUGAUAAUGGUGAGUCAGGAUGGGAUUUCUGGAGUCGAGUAUACGAUGACCCGCUGCUGAGAUCACAAAUAACCGACCGUUUCCACAAUGCACCAACUGUAUCAGAGAUGUUAACAAGUGAAAAACUUAUUCGUGCACAACUUACAUUUUUAAAUGUACCACGGAUUGGUGCUGCUUCACAGCAAAUUAUUCGAUCUCUUAUCGAAAGUGAAUGCGGGAAAAAUAUUGCUAUAUUCGAUAUUGCCAUCAGUAAUCGGCGUUGGCGAGUUCGUUUUUACCGCUGCGAAGAUGCGCUACAAGUUCUCCGGACCUUUAAUGGUUACCGCUUUCGAAACCGAUUCUUAUCGGUUCGUUAUGAGGAUUAUGUUACUUGUAAGCCUAGCAAAUUGGAGUUGGAGUCGAAAAUGGAUCAUCCAUUGGAUAUAAAUAUUACUCUCACUGUCAACAAAAAUGUAUGGGAUGCUAUCGAAUUUGCGCAGAUCGAACUAUUCAAAAAUGAUUUGAUCAGACUGCUAGCAAAUGCAGGCAAGAAUAAUCCGGGCAUUUGUAUCGAUGAUCCCCGUAUCACACAGUUCACAUCUCGUGGGUCAGCACUUAUCGAGGCAAUGCUAAAGCAAUGGCCUGUUGGCUUAUUUCGCAUGUGUGCUCCUCAGGUUCGUUUGACCGGGAGAUACCUUAGCUUGGAUCAUCAAAAUCAAAAUGCCGUGCUAAGUAAAGUCGAUGUCGAGUCGUACCCACGGAUAUACGUAGAGAUAUGGGAACCUCUUGCACCUACAAUAAUUCACACCAAGUAUCAUUUAGUGGAUUAUUCUUGCGCCCUUUUGCGUCAUUUCGGUGCGCAACAAAUACAAGUGGACCUACCAUGGCGAAUCCUAAUGACUCUUCUUCCAUCCAGCGCAGAUUGGCCACAAGAUUCUGAAGAAUUAAUGAACCUGAUAGCUAAAUUAUCCCCUCAUACAAGCGUAUUUGGAGGAACGUUAUUCCUUGUGAGUGACGGACGUCACAGACGAGCACUCGCGCAAAAAUUGUUACAUUUACCAGAAUGA
Messenger RNA from Cercopithifilaria johnstoni, 1293 nucleotides. The record is from the annotation of a GenBank genome assembly. NCBI's taxonomy places the organism in Eukaryota, Metazoa, Nematoda, Chromadorea, Rhabditida, Onchocercidae.